Molecule: messenger RNA, 1896 nt
Organism: Lodderomyces pseudojiufengensis
Lineage: Eukaryota; Fungi; Ascomycota; Pichiomycetes; Serinales; Debaryomycetaceae
Product: rRNA (cytosine-C5-)-methyltransferase
Exons: 1
Coding region: 1-1896 (631 amino acids)
Biological process (GO): maturation of LSU-rRNA; rRNA base methylation
Cellular component (GO): nucleolus
Molecular function (GO): rRNA (cytosine-C5-)-methyltransferase activity; RNA binding
Source: RefSeq, a predicted model, not a curated record
AUGGGUAGAAGGGCCAAAAACAAGCAAGGAUUACCACCAACCUACGAUGAAUUUCAAGCUUCAAAAGAGAAAAAAUUAGGCAAGAAAAGAAAAUCUAACGAUGAUUUAAAACCAGUUUCAAAUAAGAAAUCAAAAAAUGAUAUAACGUCAAGCACCGAAGAAGUCAAUACGAGAAGUAAGAAAGCUAAAGAUUCAAAAUCAAAAUCAAAAUCAAAGGCAAAGAACGACACAACCGAAGAUGAAAAUGCCUUACCAGAAGUGAAUCUUGAAGAAUUGGCGUCUGCAAAGAAAUCUUUAUUUGAUGAAUCUGAUGACGACAAUGGAGAUGAAGGAGAAGAAGAAUUAAAUGAUGAAUUUGAUAUAGAAAAUGGUGUUUAUGACGAUGAAGAGGAUCUCGAUUCAGAUGAGGAGGAACGUGUAAAGCACAUGUUUUCAGAUGAUGAUGAGGAGGAUGAAGAUUUAGAAGGGCUAAAUGCUCAAAAUAUGGAACUAUAUUCGAAACAAUUGGAUGAAGAGGAAGCGGAAGAGGCAGAAGAAGCAGAGAAAGAAUUGUUAGAGGAAGGAAUAAUACAGCCUAGAGCGAAGGUUUUACCAACGGCCGAGGAAGAAGAAGAAAUGACACAAGGACCACAAGAUAUUACUAUGGUAAGAACGAGGAUGCUCGAAAUAGUAAAAGUAUUGGAAAAUUUUAAAACUUUAGCAGAAGAAGGAAAAUCAAGGGCAGAGUAUGUGACUAGAUUAAUAAAAGAUAUAUGUGAAUAUUUUGGAUAUUCUGAAUUUUUAGCGGAUAAAUUAUUUAAUUUAUUUUCACCUGCUGAGGCUAUUGAAUUUUUCGAAGCUAACGAGAUUGCUAGACCUAUAACUAUAAGGACGAAUACAUUGAAAACAAGAAGGAGGGAUUUAGCCCAAGCUUUAGUAAAUCGUGGUGUUAAUUUACAACCUAUUGGUUCAUGGACGAAAGUAGGACUUCAAAUAUUUGAUUCACAAGUUCCAAUAGGUGCUACUCCAGAAUAUUUAGCAGGUCAAUAUAUUUUACAAGCUGCUUCAUCAUUUUUACCAGUAAUGGCGUUAGAUCCACAAGAAAAUGAACGAAUUUUGGACAUGGCCGCCGCUCCAGGUGGUAAGACUACAUAUAUAUCAGCAUUAAUGAAAAAUACAGGUUGUGUGUUUGCAAAUGAUGCAAAUAAAGCAAGAACAAAAUCCUUAAUUGCAAAUAUACAUCGUUUAGGAUGCAAAAAUACCAUUGUUUGUAAUUAUGAUGCUAGAGAAUUUCCAAAAGUUAUAGGAGGAUUUGAUAGAAUACUAUUAGAUGCUCCGUGUUCGGGUACAGGUGUUAUUGCCAAAGAUGAAAGUGUGAAAGUAAGCAGAACUGAAAAAGAUUUUAUGCAAAUUCCUCAUUUACAAAAACAAUUAUUAUUGUCUGCUAUUGAUUCAGUUGAUGCAAACUCUCCUACUGGUGGGGUGAUUGUUUAUUCAACUUGUUCUAUAGCAGUUGAUGAGAAUGAAGCAGUUGUUGAUUAUGCAUUAAGGAAACGUCCAAAUGUGAAAUUGGUAGAAACAGGGUUAGCCAUUGGUAAAGAAGGAUUUACAUCAUAUAGAGGUAAACAUUUUAAUUCAAGCAUAAAAUUGACAAGGAGAUAUUACCCACAUACUUAUAAUGUUGACGGGUUUUAUGUUGCUAAAUUCAAGAAGAUUGCACCUUCUCCACAUGAUAUAUCAAAAGCUGGUGCAAGAGAGAAAGAAAAUGCUGCAAGAGCUGAAGCUGAGGAAGAAGGAAUUAUUCACGAUGACUUCACUACAUUUGAUAACGAGGAAGAUGAUGCUAUAAUGGAGAAAUCAAAGAAAAUAAGUUUACGAAAAAAGGGUAUCAAUCCGAAUGCUAACAAGUCCAAAUAA